Messenger RNA from Solea senegalensis (Senegalese sole), 3621 nucleotides. RefSeq names its product melanoma cell adhesion molecule b (gene mcamb). NCBI's taxonomy places the organism in Eukaryota, Metazoa, Chordata, Actinopteri, Pleuronectiformes, Soleidae. Bases 87 to 1964 code for a protein of 625 amino acids. The record is from RefSeq and is a predicted model, not a curated record. The transcript has 17 exons.
CACACACACACACACGCACACACGCUGUCACACGCUCUCUCUCUCACACACCGGAGCACAGACAGCUGCUACACCGUCCAACAACCAUGGCUGUGGGGAACUCUGCCUCUCUGCUCCUCGGUCUCCUGGUCCUCGUUCACACCUGGGGAGCCUGGGCCGCGGUGGACGUGAACAUGGAGGACAGAGUGGAGGUGUUCAGGGGAGACACUGCCCAGAUCGCCUGCAUGUUUACAUCAGUCGAUGGCAUCGGUGGCGUGACCAUAAUGUGGUUCUAUAUGCUACAAAAGGGUGAGAGGCAGCAAAUCUACUUCCAGGACUCCACCAUGAAGAUCACAAAGCAAGGCACACCGUACUCAGACCGGAUCAGUGUGAACGGAACCGGAGCCAACGGAGUAGUGGUGCUGACGAUCAAUGACGUGCAGCUGCGGGACGAAGUGGAAUUUAUCUGUCUCAUCAAAAGUCUGACAGAUGGGACAGGGGAGGGGCGGACAAAGCUAAGGGUGUUUGCGACACCAGACCUUCCAACGAUCGAGGCCGUUGAAACAGCGUUCUCAGUCCAUGACCUCAAGCCAGCCAAGAUCGGAGUCUGUGAGGUGACCAAUGGUUAUCCGAAGCCAAACAUCACGUGGUACAGAGAGAACACGCCGCUGCGUAAUGAUCAUGGCGUGUCGGUGGUGAGUGUAAUCACCUCCGAAUACUCGGGUUUGUUCUCGGUGAAGAGCGAAGUGAGAAUGAUGGUCACGAAGGAGGACAAAGACGCCAAGUUCUACUGCGAGGUCAACUACUUUGUUCCCGGAGGAACACGGAUGACGGAGACAAACCGUAUUAACAUCACUGUGUACUACCCCUCCACUGCUGUAAAGGUGUGGGUGGAGUCACCGAAAGGCAAAAUCAAGGAAGGGGACUCGAUUGAGUUGCAAUGCCACGGCGACGGGAAUUCUCCAUCCUCUGUCUUAACAAUCACUCACGAUGGUGGCCUUGAGGAGACUUUGGAUGACAAUAGGUUGGUGCUGAGUAACGUGACUCGUCUGAACAGUGGAGUUUACCACUGCAACUCUCUGGACUUGGAAUCCGAUAAGGAGAUCACAGGAAAUACCACCGUUUUUGUCAACUAUCUAGACCCUGCUGUGGUGAUUCCUCAUGACACUGUCGUGAUUCAAGGAGAGGAGCUGGUGGCCACCUGCAAUGCCCUCUCUUCUCCCCUGACGCACACAGUGGUGUGGUUUAAGGAUGGGCGGGAGAUAUCUAGGGGUCACACUUUGAAGCUGAAGGACACUACAUUCAGCACAGCAGGGACGUAUGUGUGUGUGGUGACUGUUGCUGAGAUUGAGGGAAUGGAGACCAGUGGCACACUACGUGUCACAGUCAAAGGACAACCAAAGAUCAUCAGGCCUGAUAACACAGACAUAGAGGAGAGUUUUGAGAAGUCAGUCAACCUGAACUGCAUGGUCAGAGGUUUCCCUGUUCCCAGCAUCACCUGGACCACAUCUGAUGGACAGGUCCUCAAGACAGUGUCCCAAGAGGAGACUGAGGACAGUGUCAAGAGUGUGGUCAGUGUCAAGGUCAUGUCCGACAUCACUGCUGUGUGCAAUGCCUCCAAUGAAUACGGCACGGAAACGCUGACCUUCAGCAUCAAAGCCACUAUACUCACCACCACACAGGCCUCCACCACUGCUAGUACUAUUUCCUCCAACACAGCAGAAGUACCAAAGAAACUCAAGAAAGAGGGCAGUGGCGUUAUCAUUGCGGUCAUCAUCAUCUGCAUCCUGCUGCUGGCCAUCCUGGGGAGUGUGCUCUACUUCCUUUAUAAGAAGGGCAAGAUCUGCGGCCGAUCUGGCAAACAAGACCUCUCCAAAGAGAAGUCCAGCAAAGACAACAUUGUGGUGGAGAUGAAAAGCGACAACACGGAGGAGGCGAUUCUCCUCGGGGUCAACGGAGAAAAACAACCUCCCAGUGACCAGUGAAGGGUGGUAAGUACCUGGAUGUGCAGAGGUGAGGACGUGACUUCAGACGCACCGAGUGCUGCCCCUGUUCUUCCCUCUCAGGCUCAUACCCGCCGAUGCCUUCAAGCUUCCACCGGAACUCUUUUCCUCCACCUAUGUCAUGGAAAAUGCUCCGUCAAUGUCCUGACGGAACAAAAGAGGCGCCAGUUAAACAAGCUGCGACCUUUGCUCACUGUCCUUUCACUUCGCGCCACAUUUCUCUUGAAAUGCACCCAGAGCUUUAACGACACAGGCCCCCGCUAAUAAAUCUUCCGACUCGUUAAAACCGACCGACCUUAAACUGUGUGAGCCUCGUACAAUGCUGAUCGACUGUAGAACAAACAUUAGAGCACAACUGUUUUUUUAUACCUGACUGAGCAUCAUCACCUCACUUGGUGACCACAAGCAGCCUGAAGCCGCUCUUUAUCAAAAGUGUACAUAUUAUAUAAUCUGUGUAUAUAUAUUUCUUUAUUUAAAAUAAGAAAAUAAAAACAAAACAGAAAAACCGCCACAGAUAAAUGAGCAGAUAGUGUUUUAUUUUGUUCUGGUAUUUUUUAUAGAGAGCAGGGAGAGCUUAGGUAGUUUUAGUCAUUGUGUUGUAUUUUUUCUUUCUGCUAAAGUCUCCACACUGAAGUUUUGGGGACACAACAAUGUUCCCCUCAUACGCCACAUCCAGCCUUGCCCAAGGUUUUGCCUUUUAGCUCUGAAAACAAUCCUUAUAUUUGUUUUUGUGCUCUAAAGCGUAUACUCGGGUUUUUCCACGCCUCCAGUUUGUGCAUAUUAAAGAAAAAAAGGUGAAUUGUCUGUUUAGGAUUUGCCUUAGAAGGGCUAACAUUUAUUUGUUACUUUGUUGUUGUUUUUUUCCUUCACAAUCUAGUUUUGAUAUCUUCUGUGUGUGUUUUGAGUUCAAGCUUUGCCAACAGUCAAAUAAAAAAAAGAGUUGUAGAUGCCUUAGAAAUGACAGUUGUGUAGAAACUCUACAUUUUUGUACUUGGGUCAUAUUUAAUGUUCCGUGCACUGAUUUCCUUUGUUAUUAUCCGACAUGCAGUUGUGUUUCUUUAAUGUGAAAGGGUUGUUUUGUGUAGUGUGACUGUAUGUGAACGGAAAGUAUUACUGCAGUGAUGAGAGCAGGACAGAUUUGGUCCAUGGUGAAUAUGUUUCAUUGCAUGAAGUUGACCUGUUUCUGUUGAAUGAAUUUCCUUGUGUUGACUGAAACUUGAAAUAAUCUGUUGGAUCAAAGAGAGAGAGAGACAGACAGAGCGUCACCCUCAGGCCUUACAUCAACUCUACUCUCAUUUAAAUGUAACGUCGUGUCACCUUAACAUAUACGACUACUGAGGAGUGGAGAAUAAUGUGACUUAAAAUAUGCAAAUCAAGUCGGACAACAAUAAACAAUCAACAUGCUGCGUGCAGCUACUCAGACUCAGCCCGUUCUCCGUCUGUCAGUUUUCUGUUCCUGCUGUUUUCAUGAACUUACCACUAUUUAAAUUUUGUUGUUUGAGAUCUGUUAAAAAUGCAGUUUUAAUACCAUGGAGUUUUAAUUCUUGUCAGUGAUGGCAAUCAAACCCAUUUUACCAACAAAGUCAUUGUUUGUAGUUUUGAAAAGUAUACCAAAUAAAGAUUGAAUGUUAAAUGAAAA